AUGAAGAGGCAGAGGAAGAAAGAGCCCUUGAUCAUUUCCAAGGAUGAUGUCCGAGACAAUAUUGUGACCUAUAAUGAUGAAGGAGGUGGCGAAGAAGAUACUCAAGCCUUUGACAUUGGCACACUAAGAAAUCCCGAAGCCAGAGAAGAAAGCAAAAUGAGGAGAGAUGUGAUGCCAGAAACUAUCUUCCAGAUAAGGAGAACUGUGCCACUGUGGGAGAACAUUGAUGUCCAAGAUUUUAUCCAUCGAAGGCUAAAGGAAAAUGAUUUGGAUCCAACAGCACCUCCUUACGAUUCUUUAGCAACAUAUGCGUAUGAAGGGAACGAUUCUAUAGCAAAUUCGCUUAGCUCUUUGGAAUCACUCACUACAGAUGGUGGCAACCAAGAUUACGAUUAUCUCAGUGACUGGGGACCUCGGUUUAAAAAGUUGGCAGAUAUGUAUGGUGGAGAUGAGAGUGACCAAGACUGA
This is a messenger RNA of Podarcis lilfordi (Lilford's wall lizard), 468 nucleotides long. Lineage: Eukaryota; Metazoa; Chordata; Lepidosauria; Squamata; Lacertidae. The record is from the annotation of a GenBank genome assembly.